UAUUCGUUUCUAUAAUAUCACAAGAUGAAAUAUCUAUGGAUAAAAUAAUUUCUAAUAAUUGUAUUUAAAAGCAAAUGGAAGAAGAAAUUAUAUUUACUUAAUAUUAAUCGUACUUAAGUAACCGUGUGACUUCGCAAGGAAAGAAAAUCGUUUCGCAAUGGAAGCAGCUAUGAUAGGAGGAGAGGAUUACAAAGUCCUUGACGAAUGUUUGGAAGAAGAAGAUACGUUAAAUACCCUUGAUCAUUUAAACCAAAUGGAAGUUGAGGAAGAAAAUGACUCUCAAAACUAUAUUGGAACAGAAAUAUCUAAUAAUGAAAACAAGCAGUCUGUAGCAAAAAGUUUAUCUGAAAAUAUUACUGAAUCUAUAGAUACCAAUGACAAUAUGCAAUCUGAAGCAGAAAGUUUAUCUGAAAAUAUUACUGAAUCUAUAGAUACCAAUGACAAUAUGCAAUCUGAAGCAGAAAGUUUAUCUGAAAAUAUUACUGAAUCUAUAAAUUCCAAUGAAAACAAGCAAACUGAUGCAGAAAAAUUAUCUGAAAAUAAUAUCUGCAAAAAUCAAAAAGAAAUUACAGAAGCAAGUAUCACACCUAUAGAUAUUUCACCUUCUAACGUAGAAACAAAAAUACCCAAAAAAAUAGAAACCCAUUGGUAUGAAAAGAAGCUAACUGAAAAAUUAGAUACUAUUAAGGAACGAAUGUGUAAAUUAGCACGUGUUUUAGAAAAUUCUUAUCCAUCUUAUAAAACAUGGCUAGAUUAUACAGAAAAACUUAACGGAUCACCUCUAUGUAAACUAGAACCACCACGUCGUUGGCCAUUAGAUAAACAUCAUACUAAUCGUUGGAAAUUUAAUUGCAGCAGAAUAAGUGUGGAGGUAUCAGAGAAGGGGGAUGGAUCUCUUCACAGUAAAGAAAAAGUGUGGCAGGUGGAACCAGCUGAAGCAUGGGGUGUUAGUAAACAUACCAUCCCUGAGAUUCCGCCUUUUGUAUUACGCGCAGUCAAGAUAUUCGAAGAUUUUCUUCAAAAUGCACAACAGGCGGAUGAAGCUCUUCUCUCAGAACAAUUCUCUAGCGAUACAUGCAUAGAAAUUGAUCAGAAAAACGAAACAAAACCACGAUGGCUUUGGCUCAUAGUAAGAUGUAAUAGCUCAGAGGAAAUUAUGCUAUUUGUAACCGGAAAAAAUAUUAGUCGGAGUACCAUGGAUCAUUUGAAACAAGUAUAUGAAUCUGGGCCUGGAGAAAAUUGCAAUGUUAAAUCUAUCUACUGUGAAACUAUAUUUAAUAAAUCUAAUGAUACAGUUGCCUCGAAUACAACAUUUGUGGUAGGAUCGGAAGUUUUAGACGAAGUUGUCGGAGGUAUUAAAGUACAAUUAGCUCCCAAAACGAAUUUUUGGACUAACCCUGUAGGUGCAGAGAACGUAGCAAAAACUGUAAUAGAAUUAUUAGAACCUACAUUGAAAACAACAGUUCUUGAAGUUGGAUGUGGAUUUGGUUUGAUUGGAUUAAUGAUAGCAUCUAAAUGUCGAAAAGUUAUAGGAGUUGAUUCAUUAUCACAAAUUGAAGAAGCAGAAAUGACAUGCGAAUUGAAUAAUAUAAAUAAUGCUUCUUUUAUAGUGGGUUCUUCAUCUGAAGUUACAAAUGUAAUCACUAAUGUAUUAAGAAAUUGCAAAGCUUCUGCUAUCAUUAAUACAAGUACCAAUGUUGGACGAGCAACCGAUCUUAUGAUAUGCCUACGAAAAAUAUUUUCACUGAAGCGAUUAGUAAUGAUAACUACAUUGACAAAACAAACUGUACGUGCUAUAAUAGAAUUGGUUAGACCUGGUAAUCGAAACAUGGGAAAUCCAUUUAUACCUGUAAAAGCAUAUCUAGUCGAUACAUUACCAAUUGGCCCACAUUUUGAAAUAGUAAUUUUAAUGGAACGACAACCUAUGUAUAAUCAAUUAUUGUUUCUUGGAGCAUUACAAGAAACAAGUUCCAGCAACAAUACUGAACUAGCAGCUUCUUUAUUUAAUAAGAGAAAAAUAAACCAACAAAAAUUAGUUGAUAAGAAGACGAGAUUUAAUCGUUCUAAAGCAAAAUUAAGAGGAAAACGUCUUCAUUCGCCAGAAAGAAAUGAAGGUCCAGCAAAAAAAUUCGACAGAAAGUCAGAUAAAACUGUUGCCAAGAAGUCACGCAGAGGUGAUUGGUCAAGAAGAAAGAGUAAAGUAGAGGAAGGUUCUGAACUUCGUAUUAAUCCUAUGAAUGAAAAAAAGGUACGAGAAAACAUUGAUCGAAUAGAUCUACGAAAAAAGUUGUCAAAUAAUCGCAUUGACCCUGAAAUUAUAAAUAAAGUAAAAGAACAGCAAGCUAUCUUAGAUGCAGCGAAAGAAAAAUUAAGUGGAUCUUCUGCUGCGGUAGAUAUAACAACUGCUAAAGAAUUACAAGAUAUGUUGAAUAUGGUUCUUGAACAAACGAACAGACUUCAGAGUCAACUACCACGUUCAGUUUGGGAUCGUAUUGCACCACCUGAUACAACUGGACAUUCAACUGACAUAAAAGAUAAUCAAUCUGAUCCGUUACUUAAGGGUCGUUAUAUACAAGAAAUAGGAACGAAAGACAUUUUAAUAACUAAGGAAAAUGAAAAAUUUCUAGAAAUUGAUAAAGAAAAAGUAAUAAAACCAAUGUAUAGAAAAUAUAAAAACAUAGACCCAAUAAAACCAAAUUUGUUCGUACCAUUAAACAAUGAUACACCUAUAUUGAAUAGAUCUUUACGAAAAUCAUCAGAACAUUAUCAUGGAUCAGAUUGUCGUAAACAUAAUUUUGAUGAAAUCUCUUGGAAUAAAAACAAAGAUUUUGAUAAACCUUGCUGGUGUAAAUCUAGCAGUACAAGGAAACGAACACCGUCACCUAUGAGGAAGCAUACAUCUCCUCUAAGACAUCGCUUAUCUCCUUCAAGACGAUUUUCACCGAAACGUCCACUCUUAUCUCCACCAAGGCGACCACUUUCUCCUCCUAGAAAACAUAUUUCUCCUCUUAGGCGUCCAAUUUCUCCCUUCAGAUCGCAUAAUACUUUAAUAGAUCGUUCUUAUUCUCCAUCAAAUCGUUCAAUAUCAGGAUCAAGACGUACUUUAACACCACCUAGACGUGCAUUUUCUCCAUUGAUGCAUCAAGUAUCACCCAGAAGACAUAUGUCACCACCAAAACAAUACACGUCUUCAAUGAGAGCUUCUAUGACAUCACCAAGAAAAGAAAUGUCUCCUAUAAGAAAUCAAGAAGCUAUAGAAAAAAUACAUUAUUUAUCGUCAUCUGGAAGGAGGAUACAUUCGUCAAGUCUUGAUCCGCAAGCAAUAUAUCAAGAUAUACUACUGUAUCAAGAAAGACAGCAAUCUCCUAUGCGAGUGGAAUCAUCAUUUCGAGUCGUUUCGAAUCCUAUGUACGACUUAAACCGUCAUAACACACCACCUGACGAAUGGGAUAUACCAAGUCGUGGUGCCAUUGAACAAAGUACUUCGCAUCCUAGUAAUAAAAUACCCAAUAAAUCGUGGUGUGAUGAAAGACAAUCUUCUAAUUCAAAUGGGAACCAACAAGCUUCUAAUGUUAAUAGAUAUCGUAAUAGUACUGUAACUCAAGAUAAGUGGAAUAUUAAAAACUCUUCUCAAGAUAAUGUGAGAAUUUCUGUUGGAGAAGAUAUGUGGAAUACUAAACCAUCAUCAGUGAUGCAAGGUUCAAAGGAUGCCUGGACUACAAAUUUCGAUAAUAGGUGGUCAGGAUCUUCGAGCUUAUCACUAAAUAACGAUAAUUGGGGUAUUCAAGGAAAGGAAAGUUUCAGUAGCAGAGAAGAAUCCUUGAUGGAUAAAAAUAAGAGCAGAUGGACAGGUCUACGAAUUAAUAUGGAUGUUAGGGAUCAUAAAGGAGAUAAAGAUGAUUGGGACGAUCUUCCGGAAGAUGCAAUAGAUCCAUGGAGUGACGAUAAUAGUAUUAGUCAAAAGGAAAAACGAUGGUACAUAAUUCGUAAAUCAAUCGGCCCUUUACAUUCGUCCGAACCAAGAAUCCCAUCAAGUUGGGAAAGAGAACACGAAAUGAUGGACUCAUGGUCUAAUCAAAAAGAUAAUUGGCAAAACAAAGGACAAUCUGCCGGAACUUCCAAAUCUCUUUGGGAAAGCAAUAAUAAUCAAAAUCAAAGAGAUGAACGUUGGAUGGAUAUUUCAAAAAAAUCGCAAUCUCCUGCUUUCCACAGUAAAAACACUUUAGGAAUGUCAUGGCAACAGCAGCCUGUAUUAAAUUUACAAGCUCAGCGUUCUUCUACAACGGAUCACUUUAACCCUUUCAAAACGGCGAAAAAUCAGUCUGAGUGCGAAUCAUUCUUGAGAAGUCAGAAUGACAGAACUCCUCCAAGGGAAUAUAGAGAUUAAAAAAAAAAAAAAACCAAUAACGGUGAU
Polistes dominula (European paper wasp) is the source of this 4414-nucleotide messenger RNA. RefSeq lists its product as uncharacterized. Gene Ontology annotation, molecular function: RNA methyltransferase activity; RNA binding. NCBI's taxonomy places the organism in Eukaryota, Metazoa, Arthropoda, Insecta, Hymenoptera, Vespidae. Gene Ontology annotation, biological process: RNA processing. The record is from RefSeq and is a predicted model, not a curated record.